Micropterus dolomieu (smallmouth bass) is the source of this 4332-nucleotide messenger RNA. RefSeq names its product sorting nexin 25 (gene snx25). The coding region runs from base 558 to 3488 and encodes 976 amino acids. The record is from RefSeq and is a predicted model, not a curated record. NCBI's taxonomy places the organism in Eukaryota, Metazoa, Chordata, Actinopteri, Centrarchiformes, Centrarchidae. Gene Ontology annotation, cellular component: early endosome membrane; intracellular membrane-bounded organelle. The transcript has 22 exons. Gene Ontology annotation, molecular function: phosphatidylinositol binding.
UCGAGGUAAAUAACAGUCGCUUGUUUUCAUCUGUCGGGGAUUUUGGACCUGACAUAUUUCGGCGUGGUGUUUCCAAGACUUUUAGUUCGCCAUUGCAAAGCACCCGAUGCGUUCUUUUACAGAGAGCAAAGCGAGAAUGUAGCGUUGUUACCUUUUUUAUUUUAAAAGGUGACGGCGGAUGUUCCUCCAUCCCUCCCAUCACCGCGGGUCUCCCUCCGUCUGCUUUCUGGGCGGCUGUCAGCUCCUAUCACUAAUUCCAGGACAAGCUCGGCGGCGUGUUCCGUUGUCCGGAGGGUCGUGUUCUGGAUGAAUAAGCUGGCGGGGCUCCGUGCCUGUGGCCGCCGGGCGGGCCGAUGCUAGGAGCGUGGGAAACAUAGCGGUGCGGGUCGGAGAGGAGAUGUCAGAGCGGGAAUGCCUCGUCUUGGAGACUGUGCUGUAGUUGAGGGUAUACACGAGUAUACACAGUACACCUACCUCUCUGACUUGGUAUAUAGACUUGCGGAACAACUUUUCAGUCUAACUAGCAGUUACGCGUGUAUGGAUGGUGGGGUCGCAGUAUGCCCACCCCCUCAACUACCACUACACCCCUGGCUCGAGGGAGUAGCAGCAUCGGAGGAGAAGAGGGGCCCAUGUCUGCCACCCACGCCUCUUCUGUCGGCUCCUCUUUCCGGUUCGUCCCGGCUUUCUGCCUGGGCGUGGUGGCAGCAGUAGUGUUCAACCUGGCUUGUGGAGGCCUGACUCUCACCUCUUUCUUCUUGAAGUUGUUCAUCUAUGUGUCCUUCGCCCUGCUUUGUUUCCUGGCCGGCAGCUUUGUCCUGCUAGUCAGGAAGAGUCCUCUCAAAGUCAACAGCUUUCACAGACACAGGAGGCAGUCGACUGUCCGGCUGGAGUUCUUCAACAAGCUCAUGGCCCGUUUUUUGGUGCCACUUCAGGAGUCAAACCAGAGCAAGAGGGUGGUGGUGUCGCACAACGUGGACAAAGCUCUGAAGGAAGUGUUUGACUACGCGUACCGAGACUACAUCCUAUCCUGGUACAUCCCUUUGAGUCAUGAUGAGGGUCAGUUGUACUCCAUGCUGUCAGAGGAUUGGUGGCAGAUGAUUGGGCAGUUGCGAUCCAGGCUUGCUGAGAUUGACCUCGUCAAUGUGGUGUGUUAUGACACCAUCCGAAUCCUACACACACACUUCACUGACCUGAAGGCUGCAUCUGCAAGACCAGAGGAGUGUGCCCGACCGUUUCCUCUCCAUCCCUGUUUGGUCAGUCCAGAAUCGGAGCUGGCGUUCCUCCGCUGUGUAGCCAGAAUACUGCUGCUAUGUCUGCUACCACACAAGGACGCCAAGUCACACACACUACGCUGCUGCCUCACAGAAGUCAUCACGACUAAAGUGUUGAAGCCUUUGGUCGAGGUGCUAAGCGACCCAGACUCCAUAAACCGGAUGCUGUUGUCUCAGCUGGAGCAGAGGGAGCAGCAGGCUGAGCAGCAGAAGAAAGCCUACACCUACGCUGCCUCCUACGAAGACUUCAUCAAACUCAUAUCAACUUCAGCUGAUGUCAAUUUCCUCAAACAACUCAGGUAUCAGAUAGUGGUAGAGAUUAUUCAUGCCACCACCAUCAGCAGCCUGCCUCAGCUCAAGAAGCAGAAAGAGCGAAAAGGUAAAGAGUCAGCAGCCAUGAAGGCAGACCUGCUCAGGGCCAGAGAUAUGAAACGAUAUAUCAAUCAGCUGACUGUUGCUAAGAAACAAUGUGAGAAGCGGAUCCGCCUCCUCGGUGGACCAAACUACGAGAACAGUGAGGACGGAGGGGCUGAUGACAGCGAUGAUCCUCAAAGUCAGAAGAUUCUCCAGUUUGAAGACAUCAUGUGUAAUCCAGGUUACCGGGAGCAUUUCCGAGUUUACAUGGAGAGAGUUGAUAAGAGAGCACUGAUAAGCUUCUGGGAACUGGUGGAAACUCUGAAAACUGCCAACAAGAACGAGGUGCCCCAAAUCGUAGGAGAAAUCUACCAGAAGUUUUUUGUGGAGAGCCGGGAGAUUCCAGUGGAGAAGUUUCUUCUUAAGGAGAUCCAACAGAGUCUGGUGGGGAACAGAGGAACACAAGUCUUUAUUAGACUACAGGAACAGGUGGCUGAGACGAUGAGAGAGCGGUACUACCCUUCCUUCCUGGUUUCUGACCUCUACGAUAAGCUGAUCAGACGAGACGAGCCCCAUAGCCAAUCACAAUGUAGCACUGAGGAAAAGGAGGAAGGGUGUCAGGGUCUAGACGCAGGAGAGGAGGUCGGUGACGAAGGCAGUAAAGGAAUCAAUGAGCAGGCCAGCUAUGCUGCUACGAAACUCCGCCAACUCUACGACAAGCUGGAGUACAAGCGACAGGCCCUUGGCUCCAUCCAGAAUGCACCCAAACCAGAUAAGAAGAUAGUGAGCAAACUAAAGGAAGAGAUAGGAGCCAUGGAGAAAGAACACGGUGAACUCCAGCAACACAUCACCAGGACUGACUGGUGGUGUGAAAACCUGGGCCACUGGAGAGCUAUUAUUACUACUGCUGAGGCUACAGAGGAAGGUGGCGAGACUGUAGCUUGUUACAGCGUGUGUGUUAGCCUGGUAGAAGGAGAGGAGACGGCCAACAGUCGCUGGAGCGUCCAGAGGAAACUCACUGAAUUCCAGAUGUUGCACCGCAAGCUCACUGAGUGUUUUCCAUCGUUGAAGAAGCUCCAGUUACCGUCACUCAGUAAACUUCCCUUCAAAUCCAUCGACCAGAAAUUCUUAGACAAGAGCAAAACACAGCUCAAUGCCUUCCUCCAGCGUCUGCUGACCGAUGAACGACUGUGCCAGUCAGAGGCUCUCUAUGCGUUCCUCAGCCCGUCUCCAGAGCACCUCAAGGUGAUGUCAAUCCAGAAGAAGUCCUCUUUCUCUCUGGCCUCCUUCCUGGAGAGGCUGCCUGGAGAUUUCUUCUCCCAUACUGAGGAGGAGGCUGAUGAUGACAGUGACUUGUCAGACUACGGUGAUGAGGUAGACGGGCGGAGAGACGCCCUGGCUGAACCCUGCUUUAUGCUCAUAGGAGAGAUCUUCGAGCUCAGAGGAAUGUUUAAGUGGGUGAGGAAGACUCUAAUUGCACUAGUCCAGGUGACAUUUGGACGAACUAUCAACAAACAGAUCCGGGACACAGUAAACUGGAUCUUCUGUGAACAGAUGUUGGUGUGUUACAUCAGUGUGUUCAGGGACACCUUCUGGCCUAACGGGAAGUUGGCGCCACACGUCAAGGUCCGAACGGACACUGAACGCAAUGAAACUAAGGAACGGGCUCAACAGAAACUACUUGACAAUAUCCCAGAUGCACUAGCAAAUCUAGUUGGCCAGCAGAACGCCCGCUACGGAAUCAUCAAGAUCUUCAAUGCCCUGCAGGAGGCUAGUGCCAACAAACAUCUUCUCUAUGUAUUGAUGGAAAUGUUACUCAAGGAAGUAAGCCCUGAACUCAGCGCGGAGGUGGACAGCAUCUGAACACACUUGUAUCACUUUACACACACAGUCUUUGGAUCUUUAAGGCCUCUCUGUAGCUGACCAAUCAUAAACUGCCAAGCUAGACAGGGACACGGCCUUUUCGGGAAACCUCAGACAGAAAGCAGCCGUGUUGGUCACAGCUGGGACACAUGCUGAUUCUGUUGGUAGAACUUUGCUGUGAAAUGAUGAAAAGCCGGGCUGACACCAGACUGAAAGGGGUUUGACUUUGUUGUGGUACAGAUCUGAACAUCUGAACGGGGAGAAACCACAUAGAGUCCGACUUCUUCCUAUUUAGGCAGCAGUCUAACUACACCAGUCAUGUUUGUACUGAAAAGUCCACAUUCACUCAAGAACAAAUUGUAUUUUUGACAUUAUGUGACCCACUUCUGUAGUUUUCUUAUUUCAAUAGCACAGAAACAUCAGACCUGUACCACAACAAAUUGAAAUUAAAUGUUUUAUUACUGCAUAAAUCAUGGCGGUCUAUAGAUUACACGGCAGAGUAACAGAUCAUGAACGUGAACAACUUGAUUGUUUGGUUAUUAAUUUGUAGAGCUGAUAAUCUAAAGACCUCAAUUAAAUGCAGCAAAGACAGUUGAAGUUCAGAUUUCCUGUUGCCCUUUAAAGGCAACCAGUAUGUGUCGAUGACCUCUGAACAUUCCUCCUACACACAACCUGAGCAACACUUGUGUUCUGUGAUUCUUGUUAAGGCUUAUAAUUGUGCAAUAUAAUGUUAUGUAAAAGUCAUUGUGAUGAUUUUAUUUAUGAUUGUUAUUGAUAGAUUUUAUUUUUACCAAAAAUUGUUUAGAGAGCGUUUAUAUAAGCAAUAAAUUGCGAACAAAAAGUU